GUCAUAAUGUCAUAAUAAUGUCAUUGCUCGCCUAGCCAUGACUGAAAGAUGUCAAAAUAAGUUAGCAGGAAAAAAUAGUAAUCGGAAUUAUAUUAUUUACGGAGGAAUUCUAGUUGCUCUCCUAGCUGUAUUAUAUUUUUACAGAUUUCACUUGAUCACAAUACUUGUAAGUUAUGGAUUCGGAUGUGUGGCUUGUUAUUAUGGGUUGACAACAAACAUUUUGCAAUCAUAUGUAGAAAAAUUAACGUGCCAUUUUAUAAAGGAAUCUACAGAGAAAGAUGAAGCACCAAGUAAAGGCUGCGACACAUGUGGUUCGAGCAGCUGCAAUCGUCAUGAUCCAGAAUUUGCAGCGGAACCCUGGAGCGGGCUGCUUGUACAUAAGCAAUUGGAUCAAGCCAUAGAAGAUUUUUACAAUACAAUUUUAGAACAAUUUAUAAACUCGUGGUAUUCAAAAAUAACACUCCAGCCAUUUUUUGUGGAUGAGUUGAGACACCAGUUGAGAUAUGCAUCUGCGUCGUUGUUGAGGAGAGCUCUAAAGGUAAACUAUGCGCAAUUAAUAACAGAUCGCCUGGUACCAUGUGCACUACGUCACUACAGCAUUGUGACGUCAGACUGUAAGCCCUGCCUACACGUAGCGGCGUGUAAUAGAGACGCGGAGAUAAAAUACCUGCGCUGUGUGACUGAGGCCGUAUUGCCAUAUUUGUUGAGGAGCGCUGAAACGCAGAAUUCAGUGUUCAAAGUAUUAAUUCGCGAGAUAUUCGCGGGCUGGGUGUUGCUGUCUCUCACGGAUGUGUUGGCGGACCCCUAUAUACUCAAUAUGUUAAUCAUUCUGGCAACUAGCAACGAAACAAUGGCUCAAUUGCCAGCUACGCCUAAUUAUAAAGUAGAAUUUCUAGAAACGUUCGUUCGCCAAACAGACUCAGUGUACGCGAAAAGGCCUAAACUUCUGCGCAUAGAAUUAGAGCUGCUUGUGAAUGAGCAGGAACAUUUCUAUGCGUUUAUGCAACACUUGAAGACGAAUAGCAACAUACAUGUGUUGCAGUUUUAUAAGGAUAUCAAAUCAUUCCAAAACCGUAUCCUCAACCCGGAGCUAACUUCAGAGGAACAAUCAAUAGUGCGCCGUGAAGCUCGUGCGUUAUACAAGCGAUAUGUUGCCGUAGUACUGCCCGGGGUCAACCUGCCGGAUGCUCUGCAGCAUGAGCUCAGGGACCUGCUGGAGAGUGGAACUGAUUGUGUUAGACGUUUACAGACAAGUCGCGCUCUGUACCAAGCGGCUCGGCAGUCUCAUUCCGUUCUUGAGAAAAUUCUGAUGCCAAAGUUUUUACAUAGUGAAGAGUUUUAUAAAUUAUUAAUCGGACCAAGGGUACCCACCGGAUAUCACAAACAAUUGACCAAAAGGCCACAAGAAAAACCCCCAAAGCUGGGUAAACUCCGUAACACCAUCAAACCACAGACCCUGGAUGGCUCCGAGCUACCUGAUGAUGGAGUGGAAAACGUGGACAUCCUCAAGUAUUUGGAUUCCCUCGCCAGUGAGGAUAGCUUGGGAGACCAGGAUCUGAGUAAUUAUAAAGUGGUGUUGACUAAUGUGGAGACAAGAUUGCAACCACCCCCCCGCCGCGGGGCAGUACGAGUAUUCACAAUCGGCGUGCAUCGCGCUAUUUCUGGGGGUGUUGGGUCUCUUGGGGGUGUUGGGGGUGCUGGGGGUGCGUCCCUGUGGAGCGUGGAACGGAGUGAACAUGACUUCCAUCUGCUAAGGGCGAAGCUACAGGAGUUCCAUGGGGAUAGACUGUUGGCUCAUCUGCCGCUGCCGUCCAGGAGAGACAACAGUCCCUUAGAAACUCUACGCUACAAGUACGAAGAUUUUCUCCAACGAAUACUACAAAUAUCACUACUACAGACUAGUGAAUUACUCUACCUUUUCCUUACGGUGGACAGCGACUUCACAUUAGUGGUACAAGCGUCCACACUAAACGUGAACACAGACCUCGGGAACAUCUACCAGUCCGUAGCGCACAGAUUGAGGAAGGAAAAGGGACAGCACUUGGAAAGCUUUCUGAGAAACUUUCUGAUUUCCUCGGACAAGGAACGCUAUCAGGCUUUGAAACAAGGCACCCGUGACGUGGAGGAAGCUCUAGAAGUGCCCGAGAGCGAGCCCGAAGUUAAACAUGCGAGCCGAGCGCGGAACAUUCGCGACGGAAUGUUCGCGAACAACUGGGACGUGCCCGCCAGAGUUGUGUUCCGGGACAGCGCGCACCAGCCGCACGUGCGCGGCGCAGUGCAGUGCGCCAUGUACAUGUGUGAGUGUGGAACAGUGUGGAAUGUGUGGAAUGUUCCGCAACAACUGGGACGUGCCCCCACGAGUUGUGUUCCGGGACAGCGCGCACCAGCCGCACGUGCGCGGCGCAGUGCAGUGCGCCAUGUACAUGUGUGAGUGUGGAACAGUGUGGAAUGUGUGGAAUGUUCCGCAACAACUGGGACGUGCCCGCCAGAGUUGUGUUCCGGGACAGCGCGCACCAGCCGCACGUGCGCGGCGCAGUGCAGUGCGCCAUGUACAUGUGUGAGUGUGGAACAGUGUGGAAUGUGUGGAAUGUUCCGCAACAACUGGGACGUGCCCCCACGAGUUGUGUUCCGGGACAGCGCGCACCAGCCGCACGUGCGCGGCGCAGUGCAGUGCGCCAUGUACAUGUGUGAGUGUGGAACAGUGUGGAAUGUGUGGAAUGUUCCGCAACAACUGGGACGUGCCCCCACGAGUUGUGUUCCGGGACAGCGCGCACCAGCCGCACGUGCGCGGCGCAGUGCAGUGCGCCAUGUACAUGUGUGAGUGUGGAACAGUGUGGAAUGUGUGGAAUGUUCCGCAACAACUGGGACGUGCCCGCCAGAGUUGUGUUCCGGGACAGCGCGCACCAGCCGCACGUGCGCGGCGCAGUGCAGUGCGCCAUGUACAUGUGUGAGUGUGGAACAGUGUGGAAUGUGUGGAAUGUUCCGCAACAACUGGGACGUGCCCGCCAGAGUUGUGUUCCGGGACAGCGCGCACCAGCCGCACGUGCGCGGCGCAGUGCAGUGCGCCAUGUACAUGUGUGAGUGUGGAACAGUGUGGAAUGUGUGGAAUGUUCCGCAACAACUGGGACGUGCCCCCACGAGUUGUGUUCCGGGACAGCGCGCACCAGCCGCACGUGCGCGGCGCAGUGCAGUGCGCCAUGUACAUGUGUGAGUGUGGAACAGUGUGGAAUGUGUGGAAUGUUCCGCAACAACUGGGACGUGCCCGCCAGAGUUGUGUUCCGGGACAGCGCGCACCAGCCGCACGUGCGCGGCGCAGUGCAGUGCGCCAUGUACAUGUGUGAGUGUGGAACAGUGUGGAAUGUGUGGAAUGUUCCGCAACAACUGGGACGUGCCCGCCAGAGUUGUGUUCCGGGACAGCGCGCACCAGCCGCACGUGCGCGGCGCAGUGCAGUGCGCCAUGUACAUGUGUGAGUGUGGAACAGUGUGGAAUGUGUGGAAUGUUCCGCAACAACUGGGACGUGCCCCCACGAGUUGUGUUCCGGGACAGCGCGCACCAGCCGCACGUGCGCGGCGCAGUGCAGUGCGCCAUGUACAUGUGUGAGUGUGGAACAGUGUGGAAUGUGUGGAAUGUUCCGCAACAACUGGGACGUGCCCGCCAGAGUUGUGUUCCGGGACAGCGCGCACCAGCCGCACGUGCGCGGCGCAGUGCAGUGCGCCAUGUACAUGUGUGAGUGUGGAACAGUGUGGAAUGUGUGGAAUGUUCCGCAACAACUGGGACGUGCCCCCACGAGUUGUGUUCCGGGACAGCGCGCACCAGCCGCACGUGCGCGGCGCAGUGCAGUGCGCCAUGUACAUGUGUGAGUGUGGAACAGUGUGGAAUGUGUGGAAUGUUCCGCAACAACUGGGACGUGCCCCCACGAGUUGUGUUCCGGGACAGCGCGCACCAGCCGCACGUGCGCGGCGCAGUGCAGUGCGCCAUGUACAUGUGUGAGUGUGGAACAGUGUGGAAUGUGUGGAAUGUUCCGCAACAACUGGGACGUGCCCGCCAGAGUUGUGUUCCGGGACAGCGCGCACCAGCCGCACGUGCGCGGCGCAGUGCAGUGCGCCAUGUACAUGUGUGAGUGUGGAACAGUGUGGAAUGUGUGGAAUGUUCCGCAACAACUGGGACGUGCCCGCCAGAGUUGUGUUCCGGGACAGCGCGCACCAGCCGCACGUGCGCGGCGCAGUGCAGUGCGCCAUGUACAUGUGUGAGUGUGGAACAGUGUGGAAUGUGUGGAAUGUUCCGCAACAACUGGGACGUGCCCCCACGAGUUGUGUUCCGGGACAGCGCGCACCAGCCGCACGUGC
Messenger RNA from Colias croceus (clouded yellow), 4347 nucleotides. RefSeq names its product sorting nexin-14-like. Gene Ontology annotation, molecular function: phosphatidylinositol binding. The record is from RefSeq and is a predicted model, not a curated record. Bases 38 to 2431 code for a protein of 797 amino acids. Lineage: Eukaryota; Metazoa; Arthropoda; Insecta; Lepidoptera; Pieridae. Gene Ontology annotation, biological process: autophagosome maturation. The transcript is spliced from 16 exons. Gene Ontology annotation, cellular component: late endosome.